Molecule: messenger RNA, 1968 nt
Organism: Adineta steineri
Lineage: Eukaryota; Metazoa; Rotifera; Eurotatoria; Adinetida; Adinetidae
Source: the annotation of a GenBank genome assembly
AUGAAUUAUUUUUCAUUAAUAUUCCUAUUAAUUCUUAUUCCUAUUAUUUCAUGUAAUUCAAUAUAUUUUCAUUCCGAAACUCGUUCAACACGCCUAGUUAAUCGUACAUUAUUUGGUUCAACAACUGAAUGUAGUAUACGUUUAGGUGGAAAACAAUUUACAUUGAAAUUUUAUCGAAUGAUCACAUGUCGUUAUGUUGAAAAUAUUUCCACUAUUUACCCAUAUUUAUUAAAAUAUUCUCAUGAUAUAUCAACAUUAGAAAUAACAGAUUCAACUAUAAAAAAUUUCAAUAUAAAACAAUAUGCAAAAGUAUUUCGUAAAUUUGAAUUUUUAAUAUUUCAUCGAACAACAAUUGUAACAAAACAAUUAUGUCCAUUUAAUUCUUUAUCAAAAAAUUUAUUAUAUUUACAUUUAACACGUGUAUCACCUAGUUUAGAUAAAUUAUUUUCUAAUUCAACAUGUUUAAUUAUGAAACGUCUUCAUGUUCUUAUACUUGAUCAUACAGAUUUAGGUAAUGAAAAUUUAUUAAUUGAAAAAUUUCCUAAUUUACAUAUAUUACGUUUAAAUUUUUCAUCAUUUAAUCAUCCAUUAAAUUAUACAUAUAUUCGAUCGUUUUCUUAUUUACAAGAUUUUUUAUUAAAAGUUAAUGAUGAUUGUCAUCGAUGUGAAUAUGAAUGGUUAAAAUAUGCAACACGAGAUAAUAAAUAUGUACUUUUUCAUAUUAGUACAAAUUCUGGUUGUAUGGAUUGGAAUAGAGAUGGAAAAUUUCUAAAAUGGCAACAUGCACCACUUUGUGGUACAUGUUCAUUACCAUUAAUUAUUAAUCGAAUAAAAACAAAUAAUAUUUGUAUAAUGGAAGAUGGAAUAACAGAACAUUAUUGUAAAGCUUUUUAUGGACAACAAAGUUUAUUUCAAUUGUGGACAAAUACAUUUGAUAAUAAAACUAAAUAUAUUACGCAAUAUCCUUCAACAAGAAGGCCAAAACAACAAUUUAUGAAAUCAAGAUAUACAACUUCAAUGGUUGAACGAUAUAAACGAGAUAUAAACAAUACAUUUGCAACAACGACAUUAUCAGUUUUGAUAACUAAUCAUUCAAAUGUUAUUUCUCCACCAUCAAUAACAAAUAUAACAAAAUCACAAACAACAACAACAACAACAUUAUCUCAUUGGCAAUCUCGUCAUCUUGUUACACGAAAACCAACUGAUUUAUUCAAUAGAUCUUAUUGUAAUCCAAUUAUAGAUAAUCCAUAUCGACCAAAAAUUCGUUUCAAUAGCCCAUCAUUAAUUGAUCAAUUAAUAAAUAUUUCUCAUCAAUAUACACCAAAUUGUUCGAAUAUUCAAUGUAAUAUCCUUCAAUCUGAUUAUCUCGGUCCAGUGUGUUUAAAAAAUGGUUUAACAUAUGCAAAUAUAUGUGAAAUUAUAUUUUCAUUAUGUACAAAACAACUCGAUCUAUUUAAUUUACAAAUUGAUUAUUUUGGUUCAUGUGUAAAUAAUUGUUCAUUAAUAUCACGUUGUUUUUCCGAUAAUGAAAUAUGUAUAAUGACACCUAAACCACAUUGUACGUCUCGUCAAAGAAAUUGUACUGGUUUUUCACCUGUAUGUGAUACAUAUGGUAAAACAUUUGUUAAUCAAUGUCAUUUAUCAAAUUCGAUAAUAUUAAAUCAACCAAGACAAUUAGCAUAUCGUGGUCCUUGUCGAUUAAAUCGACAAUGUAAAAAAAAAUUAUGUCAACAAAAUGAAAUAUGUGUUCAAACACAAGAUAAAUAUCAUUAUCCUGCUUGUAUUAAUUGUCAAUUAGAAGAACCAAUGAAAUAUUGUCCAUUUGAAUUAUUUUGUGGUGAUAAUAAAAGACAAUAUAUUAAUCGUUGUCAAUUACAUUAUGAACGUUGUCAAUCGAAAACAUUGAUUCAAAUCGAUUAUUUUGGUUUAUGUCGUACACAUGAUAAUGAAUAUGAUGAUAAAAUUUAA